AUGGACACUGCUACAGCUGUCGCCAACAUUACCCCAGGAAGUGAAGUUGCUGCUCUUGCCCGUUGCUUUGAUACACUUCUCCAAGCUGAUUUUGCUGAUACAUCAAUCCUCGAGAAGCUUCUUCCAUUCCUUGAGAAGAAUCUUCUUGAAAGAAAUAUCAUUGAUUACUCAAUUGAACCAGGUAUCGAUAUCACAAAGAACUACUUCGUUCUUUGGGAACCAUUCCUUCGUGCUAAGACAGCUCUUCUUAUCGGCACAAUCAUUGAGAAGUGCAAGGAAGUCCCAGAUGUUUCCAAACUCGUUAACCCACUUGUUGAUUUAUUUUUAAGCGAAGAACAGAUCGAGCAAUGCUUUGCUUUAAUUGCUCUUUCUAACAUCGGCCUUCGUAAGCCAGAAGCCAUCCUCCCACUCUUCCCAAAGCUUGUUAAGCCACUUAUCCAGAUUGUCGGUGCCGCUUCAUCACCAGCUACAUCAUUCGAUCUUUACCACUCAAAGGCUUUCCAGUCCCAGGUCUUCGAGUCAUUCUUUGACUUCAUGGAUAUCCCAGGACUCCUUGUUACACCAGAUAAUGUUCAGCGCCUCUUCGAAAACAACAUCACUUUGGCCAUCAUACAAGUUGCCCUUUCUGAGCAAGUUUACAUCGAAAAGAAGCCAGCAACACUCUGGCGCAUGAUUUGGCUCUUCCUCCGCAUCACUACAGAGCACCCACAAGGCUUAAAGAUGUGGGAUGUCGAUCACAUUCCAAAGAUAGGUCCUCAAGCUUGCCAACUCAUGAGACUCGCUCUCGUCGCUCCAGAUAGAGCUGCCUAUAUCCGUAACCAAGUUGCUAAGGUUCCAAAGGAACAAUGGACAGCUGAGAAAUUCACACAAUUACUUAAAGAAUUACCAAGACAGUAA
Molecule: messenger RNA, 897 nt
Organism: Trichomonas vaginalis G3
Lineage: Eukaryota; Parabasalia; Trichomonadida; Trichomonadidae
Product: armadillo (ARM) repeat-containing protein family
Exons: 1
Coding region: 1-897 (298 amino acids)
Source: RefSeq, a predicted model, not a curated record